AUGGCUGACGAGCAUAUGGUUGGUAGUGAAGAUGAUGAUGUUCAGUUUAUGCGAACGGAAGAUCGACUAUGUUUAAGUUGUCUGCCAGUAUCAGCGAUCAAACGAAUGGCUUUAUCGGGCGAAGUAUUUGGAAAUCGGAUGUGCUAUCUUGAAGAUAUAUCAAAUGAGGUUUGUUGUCCUGAUUUGGCAUCAUGUAUAUUCGUACUCGAACAAGCUGUAUCGGUUCGAGCCUUACAAGAAAUGGUCAGCGCAACUUCAACCGAACAGUCGUCGGCGAGCCAAGGGGGACAAACAACAUUUCGAACAUUAUUAUACGGACAUGCUGUUCUUCUUCGACAUUAUCAAAGUCAAAUGUACUUGAGUUGUCUUUCAACAAGUACUUCAAAUGACAAGCUCGCGUUUGAUGUAGGCUUAAAAGAAGAUGCACAAGGCGAAUCUUGUUGGUGGACUAUUCAUCCAGCAUCAAAACAAAGAAGUGAAGGUGAAAAAGUGCGCUUCAAUGAUGAUGUCAUCCUGGUUUCAGUCUUCUCGGAACGAUAUCUUCAUGCGUAUAUGUAUACCAAUGAACGUGGUGGAGUCAAUGCAUCAUUUCGUCAACAAGUAUGGAGUUUAGUACCAAUUUCAAGUGGUGUAGCACGUGUAAAGAAUCCCGGAUUUGUUCUUGGUGGUGACGUAAUCCGCAUUAUGCAUGGUAAUAUGGAUCAUUGUAUAACGACACCACCACCAGAUUCUCAAGUUAUUGAUGAUUCGGGAAGUCUCUUCAUUAAAAGUGGUGCUUCGUGUCAACAAGCUCGAUCGUUAUGGCGAAUUGAAUGUUUCAAAAUAAAAUGGUACAGUGGAUUUGUUGGUUGGAGUUCAUUGAUUCGCCUUCGGCAUGUAACCUCCGGCCUUUAUUUGGCUGUUAUCGGUGAUGAAAAUGGUCCUAAAGUAACCUGUAUAUCGAAGAAGAAUGCAAGUGCAAUUGCCGUGACAUUCGAAAUGAAAAUGUCAAAAGAAAAACAAGCAGAAGAAGUAAGCGAACAAGAAAAUCUCGGUGUACCAACGAUAAAAUAUGGUGAUACAAUUGUUUUUAUUCGUCAUGUUGAUUCGGAUCUUUGGAUUAGUUAUGAAACGUUAGAAUUAACUAUAAAAGGAAUUGGUAAAGUGGAAGAAAAACGAAUUAUCCCAGCAGUUGAAGGUCAUAUGGAUGAUUGUUUUCGUCUUGUGCGAGCUCAAGAACAAGAACAAAAAACGGCUCUAGUCAUUCGAAUUUGUAAUGCUAUUCUCGGUAGAUUCAAUCGAACUGAUCCAAUGUCCAUUGAUGCUGAAACGGCUAAUCAUCUCUUGAGCAAAAGUGAUGUAGUUCAAGCUUUAUUACAAGAUCUAAUUGGAUUCUUUUCUCAACCAUCACCUGCAAUUGAUCAUGAAGAACGGCAACUUCGUUUGAAAGUUCUAAAAAAUCGACAAGAUUUAUUUCAAGAAGAAGGAAUGAUUCGAAUUUUAAUUGCCGCAAUAAAUUUUUUCAGCGAACGAAGAGACAAAUCGUUAUUGCUGGAAGGUGUUGAAGAGAAAAUCGAAAAUAUUACCAAUAAACUCUAUGUCGUAUUGGCAGCAUUAAUCAAGGGUAAUCGUACAAAUUGUUCAAAUUUUGCUCAAAGUGCUCGACUGAAUUGGCUUGUUAAUCGUUUACAAUCACAAGAAGCAUCUAGCGGCGUAUUAGAUGUCCUUCAUAGUGUCCUAGUUGACAGUCCUGAAGUAUUAAACAUGAUUACGGAAUCACAUAUUCUCGCAAUUAUUGCUUUACUCGAUCGCAAUGGUCGUGAUCCAAAAGUACUCAAUGUACUUUGUUCACUUUGUGUUAAUAAUGGUGUGGCUGUUCGUGCCAAUCAAAAUUUGAUUUGUGAAAAUAUUUUACAACGACGUGAUCUUCUUCUACAAACUGCUCUAGUCGAUCAUGUAGCAUGUAUGCGUCCAAAUAUCCUCGUGGGAGUUGAAGAUGGUGAAUCAAUGUAUAAAAAAUGGUAUUUCGAAGUUGUUAUUGAUCAUAUUGAACAAGUAACACAUGUUCAACCACACAUACGUAUCGGUUGGGCGACAACGGACUUUCAACCAUCACCUGGCCAUGGUGAUGGAUUCUCAUCGAACGGAAUUGGUGAUAAUACAUACUCAUAUGGUUUCGAUGGACGAUAUGUUUGGUUUGCUGGACGAGCAUAUGAUGUAUCGAACCGAGUUCUGCUACCUUCGGAUAAUAUGCAGCAUAUUGGCUUUAAAAAGAAUGAUGUUAUUGGAUGUUUAUUGGAUUUAACUAUUCCCGAAAUGUGGUUUUCAUUGAACGGUUUACCAGUUAAAGGUCUCCUGAGAGAGUUUAACGUAACUGGAAUGUUCUAUCCAGCAAUUUCGCUAUCAUCUCGUGUCAGUUGCCGAUUUAUUUUUGGUGCUGAACAUGGUCGCUUCAUCCAUCGGCCGCCGGAAGGAGCCGCUCCAUUGUAUGAGGCAAUGCUAGCUAAACAAAAAGUGGCGAUCGAGCCGUGUUUUUCAUUUGGUAAUAUCGAACGCAAUCGUUUGGAUGGUCCAACCCAAUUUCAACAUCAUAUUGCGUUCACACCACAACCAGUGCGAACCACUCAUAUAACUUUUCCAGCACAUUUGGAGAAUGUUCGAGAUCGCUUAGCUGAGAAUAUUCACGAAAUGUGGUCAAUGAAUAAAAUAUCCUGUGGUUGGCGUUUCGGCGAAUUUCGAGAUGAUUCGCAGAAAGUUCAUCCAUGUUUAACAUCAUUCGAUCGUCUUCCAAUGGCUGAAAAACAAUAUCACACUACAACAGCACUGGAAAAUUUAAAGAGUUUGUUAGCUCUUGGCUAUCAUAUUGGCGUAGAAAUCAAAAAUGAUGAUCGCCGAUUCAAAUAUGUUAAACUGCCCAACACAUAUCUUCAAUCAAAUGGUUACAAACCACAACCAUUAGAUCUUUCAAAUAUUGUUCUAUCAACAAAAAUGGAAGAACUAAUUGAAACAUUAGCAGAGAAUACACACAAUGUUUGGGCAGCUGGAAGAAUCAAAGAUGGAUUUACAUAUGGAAUAGCUGAUAAUCCACGUCAAAAGCGAAGUCCGCAUUUGAUUCCAUAUGCGAUUGUUGAUGAUAGCAUUAAGAAAAUCAAUCGUGAUACAGCGAGUGAAACGGUUAAAACUCUUUUGGCGUAUGGAUAUACGAUUGAACCACCUACAGGUGACGUGGAAGAUCUUAAUCGUCGUAAUCGUGAAGCAGCGAAUGCAUCGUCGAGUGAACGAAUUUCGAAUUAUCGUACAUAUCGUGCUGAACAAACGUUUGCUGUCACACGUGGUAAAUGGUAUUAUGAAGUGGAAUUGUUAACACCUGGUCAGAUGUUAAUUGGAUGGGCACAAGUAUCGAAACUUGAUGCUGCUUCUCCACUUGGAACCGAUGCGCAUGGAUAUGCCUUUGAUGGCUUCCAUUCUCGACGUUUUCAUCAUAAUAUGUCGGAUGGUUUCGGUAAACAAUGGUCGAAAAAUGAUGUCGUUGGUUGUAUGAUUGAUUUACACGACAAGACAGUCAGUUUUUCAUUGAAUGGAGAAUUGAUGUUGGAUAAUUUUGGUAAUGAAACAGCUUUUGAUGGAUUAGAGGUUGAUGGUAUUGGAUAUGUACCUGCAUUAACAUCAUUCAGUGGACAAAAGGCACGAUUAAAUUUUGGGCAAGAUGUUAACACAUUAAAAUACUUCACAUCGUGUGGCUUACAAGAAGGUUAUGAGCCUUUUUGUGUGAAUAUGACGAGAAGUUUAACAUUCUGGUAUUCGAAUUUCAUACCUCGUUUUGAAAUUAUUAAAUCUGACUCAUCGUCGUUUGAAGUGACUCGAGUUGGUGCGAGUCGAGAUAGUUCACCAUUGAUCAAACUUCAAUCGCGAUUAUUUGGAACAUUGGAUAAAGUGGAGUUUGAAUUUCUUCGUCUGUCAUUACCACUUUGUUGUCACGACACGUUCACACCGAAACAGCUGACUCUUGAACGACGACAAAUCGCUUUACAUGAAUAUCUGGAAUCUCAAGAAGAAAAACGUGCAUUCGCUUUUCCACCAACAUCAGGUUCUGCAGUUCGAACCAAAUCAUUUUCACAUGGCACAUCUGACACAAUGGAUUCACAUAUAACUAAUCAAACGGAUACUAAUCCGAAUUUUCUUUCACCAGACACAAUCACCAAUAAAUCUGGACGCAAUGCAACGAAUCUACUAGUUAAAUUUCGCGAUCCAAAUGCAUCCAAGAAAAGUCCAUCACCAUCACCAUCAUCAGCAUCGAUGGCAAAUGGUCAAGGUACUCUAAUGAAUGGUUCGUCUACAAAUGAAUCCAUUGAUCGUUUGGGCAAAAGCAAUCCAAAAGGAUCAACAAGUAAACUUAAUAACUUCUUUCAGCGAUUCUCGAAAGAACCUCAAGCAUCGAAUGAAUCAGCAGUAAAACCCUCAAAGCGUACGGUAAAAGUCAGUGGAACUAGUUCGACCAGUGGUGGACAACCUACUCAACCUCAAUCUGUCUUAAAAGUUCCGACGAUCAAUUCGCCAUCGACAUCUACAAGUACAACAGCAAAAUCAAGCAAUAUUAACACCAGACGAUCAUUUACAGACAACGAAGCCGAACUUAAUGAUCAAACAAAUGAUUUGGAACAUGAUGAAAUUCGCGCUAUUAAUGAACAUGUUCACGAAUAUUAUUACGCCGUUAGAAUUUUACCUGGCCAAAAUCCUCGCUCAGUCUUUGUCGGCUGGGUUACAUCAAGAUUCAAACCUAUUUUACCCAAAGAAGGCCUUUCCGAUGAUUCGUCGAUAACAUCAGCGAUUAAAUUAUCCAAAUUAAUCCGACGUUGUACGAUUACUCAAACCGCCGAAGAUGGCUCUAUAUUGGAAAGUGCUAGUCGACAAGAUGCGUACAUGUUCUGUGCUAGUGAUUUAUUAGAGAAUAUGCCAGAUCAAGAAGCUGUUGCACGACGUGUUGUUAAUGGACUCUUAAUUGGUUGUUUAUGUGACGUGUCAACAGGUCACUUAACAUUCUACGUUAAUGGAAAAGAAUCAGCACAGAAACUUGAGGUUGAACCCGGUACAAAACUUUAUCCAGCAGUAUUUGUCGAACCAACUGUCAAAGAGGUUCUUCAAUUCGAAUUGGGACGUAUUAAAAACUGUUUACCAUUGACUGCUGCGCUAUUUCCCAGUUUGAAUCGUGAGGAGCGUUUUCUUCCACAAUUGCCAUCUCGUUUGAAUGUCCAAUCGCUUGUCCGUUGUCAUUGGUCACGUGUACCGAAUGCAAAUCUCCGUUGCCAACAAUUGAAAUUAUCAGAUGUUCGGGGAUGGAGUGUUUUCGUCGAAGAUCCCGUUCAAAUGGAAGCUAUCUAUGUUCCAGAAGAUGAUCGAUGUACUGACAUUUUAGGUUUAGUUGAAGAUGAAGAUGAUCUCAAUUUCUGUUCGAAUACAUUGACUUUAUACAAUGCAAUUUGUGCUCAAGGAAAUAAUCGUGUUUCACAUGAAAUAUGCAAAUUAGUCGACGAGAAACAAUUGAUGUACUGCGUUAAAAAUCCAUAUUUAUGUGGGCCUAUUCGAGUCGGUAUUCAUAAUCUAAGUUUAACAUCACAUGAAUUCAUUAUUCCAUUGUCAGGUUUACUUCGAAAGAAUGUUUUACUACGGUCACAAAAUUCACCUGAACAACAACAUAUUUAUGCAACAACGACGUAUAUACCCGCAAUGGAAAACUUUCUCUCUGUACGACCAAAAUUAAUCAAAGAAGAAGAUUUUAAAAUCGAACGUGAACGCAAAGUACUUGUUCCACCACCAUUCAAUAUCGGCAGUCUCAAAGAAUACGUCAUGAAUUGUUUAUUUGAUGCGAUUAGUAAAUGUUCAAGUCAUCUUCGCGAUCCUGUUGGUGGCACUUUUUCGAACUGGCUUGUACCACUCCUUCAAUUAGUUGAUGCUCUGCUUGUCAUGGGUUUAUUAGAAGUGAAUGAUAUUCAACAGUUAUUAUAUUUUAUUGAUCCAACAUCAUUCGCAUCGGAUAGCGAUAGACAUUUAGAUGAAGGUUUACUCCAAAUGAGAUUAGACGAGCCCGUUAAACUGCAAUUAUGUUACGUUUUACAACAUCUAUGUAAUUAUCAGUUACAGCAUCGUAUCGAAGCCUGUAUCGCAUUUUCAGAAGAAUUCGUCGGAAGAUUACAAGCGGAUCAAAAACGUCGGUACAAUGUUUUGAAAGAGUCAAGUUUGCCACCAGCAUUAAUGGCAAAGAAAACUCGGGAAUUUCGUUGUCCACCGAAAGAUCAAAUGCAAGCAUUGAUGGAUUUUAAACGCGAGGCAGGAGAAGAAGCUGUCGGUAAUGAAGAUAUUCAAGAAGAGAUCAAAGAAAUGUUGAAGAAUUUCCAUUCGAAUUUACUUGUUUUACAGCAAGUUGUCGAGGCGAAUGAUGAUUAUUCGAAUGCAACCAAAGUCUCGAAAGGCAAUGAGAUGGAUCAUGCAGAACAAAUCUCUUUAUUUUCUCGUUUACUCGAAAUUCUCAUUCGUCAUGCAAUAAGAAAGAAAACUGACAGUGCAGUUAGUAAUCUCGAUAGACAACUAAUGUGGAAACCAGGAAAAACGCUUUCCGAAGUGAUCAAAUCAACUGUUAUUCGAUGGGGUCGUGGAACUCAUAUCGCUGAUCCAAAUUUGAUUCGAGAGAUGUUCAAAUUGAUCUAUAACCAAUACGACGGAAUUGGAGAGAUUUCGCGUUGUCUCGAGCGAACGUAUAUUAUCAAUGAGAAAUCAGUACCUGAUAUUAAAUUGUUACUGCGGAAAUUGAGUAUUGUUCGUGCUCUACUUACCGUACAAAUGGAUGCCGAUGAAGAAGGAAUAAUGAUAUCAUGUUUGAAUGAUAUUAUGGAUAAUCGAGUGUUCUACCAACAUCCGGAUUUGAUGCGGACAUUGUGUGUUCAUGAAACAGUGAUGGCAAUCAUGGUUAAUCGCUUGAAUAAGAGUAAACAAGAACAGACCUCUAUGUCAUCGAUCGGUGAUAUGGAUGGUUUCGCUCAAACAAACGAAAUAGGAGAAAAUUUAGAGAUUCAUCCAGCUAAAGAAGAUAAAGUUGAACUUGUUACAACGUGCUGUAAAUUCUUAUCGUAUUUCUGUCGCACAUCUCGUCACAAUCAACGUGCUAUGUUUGAACAUUUGAGCUUUCUUUUGGAGAACAGUUCAAUGUUACUUUCUCGUCCAUCACUUCGGGGUUCAGCACCGUUGGAUGUUGCAAGUGCUAGUGUUAUGGAUAAUAAUGAGUUAGCAUUAGCUCUACGGGAAUCACAUUUGGAGAAGAUUGCCUCGUAUUUGUCUCGUUGUGGUACAACAAGAAAUGAAGAAUUGUUUCUGCAAGGUUAUCAUGAUAUCGGUUGGGAUCCUGUUGAUGGUGAACGAUUUCUCGAUUUCUUGAAAUUCUGCGUUUGGGUCAAUGGUGAUACUGUGGAGGAAAAUGCAGAUUUAGUAGUUCGUUUGCUUAUUCGUCGCCCGGAUUGUUUAGGCCCUGCAUUGCGUGGUGAAGGCGGUGGUUUACUCAAAGCAAUUCGAGAAGGUAUCGCACAGUCACUUUACAUCGCACGACGACAAAAUCCCGAUGAUCCUGUUAUACAAGCUGCUUAUCAAGAAAUCAUCGAUGAUGAAAGCAUGCAUAAUUUAAAUGAAGAAUACGAUCGACUUCAAGUUCGUUUACCAUACGAAGAUGAUGAAGAAUAUAUCGAUUUGGGUGCAGCUGAAUUAUCUUUCUAUGCAAUUCUCGUGGAGUUAUUAGGACGAUGUGCACCAUCGGAAGAAACAAUCAAAAUGGGUAAACCAAAUGCUGCCAGAGCGAAGUCUAUUCUUAAAAGUUUGGUGUCCAUGCAUGAUCUGGAAGGCGUUCUUGGUCUUAAAUUUCUUUUACCAAAUGAUAAUUCAAUGCCACCUGGCCUUCAACCUUCACAUAAAAUGUCGAUUAUUCUAUUUCUUGAACGUGUCUAUGGUAUUCCUGAUCAAGAAACAUUCUUUCGUCUUGUUGAAGACGCGUUUCUUCCCGAUAUUCGUGCUGCUACAAUUCUCGACAUGGCUGCAAUUGCAGAAAGUGAUAUGGCAUUGGCAUUGAAUCGUUAUCUGUGCAAUAGUGUUAUACCAUUAAUGACGUCACAUGCACACUAUUUUGAUGAUUGCGAACAUCGAGCAUCACUUUUAGAGUCCACAUUGCAUACAGUUUAUCGUCUAUCGAAAUGUCGUUCGUUGACGAAGAAUCAACUCGAUGUUAUUUGUGAUUUUCUACUUUCGUUUGCAAGUCAACUAAAACCGUCGAUGAUGACGCCUUUAUUGAGAAAACUUGUUCACGAUGUACCGGCGUUAACUGAUCAAACAAUUGUACCACUACGAAUGUUAACACAAUGGUAUGAUCGAUGUAGUCGUUAUUAUAGUGUCGCAGCGACAGAAGAAGAAAAACGGUUGACCAUGUUACUUUUUCAAAAGAUUUUUGAUGCACUUGCAUCACGAGCUUAUGACCCGGAAUUGUUUGGCAAAGCUCUUCCAUGUUUAACUGGUAUUGGCAGUGCGUUAUCGCCUGAUUAUUCAUAUUCAUUAAAUCAACAAGAUUAUUUGGAUCAAGAGCGAGAGAAAGCAGAAAUGAGUCGAGUUUAUGAACCUAAUCCAGCAGAUACAACCAACGUGGUAUUAAUUCCUGGACUGGAAGAGUUCGUUAGAGCUUAUGCGGAAAGUGUUCACGAUCAAUGGUCAUAUGCGAAAAUGGAUCAAGGUUGGACUUUAGGUGAACAGAUCAACGAUAAAUAUCGGCAACAUCCAAAUCUGAAACCUUACAAGCAACUUGACCGAAAAGAUACAGCAAAAUUGGAAGAUCCCAUUCGUGAAGCAUUGAAAGCGAUUGAAAAACUACAGUUUCACUUAGAAAAGACUGAUACGGGUAUGACACGUAUUGCAACAAAAUCGCUGCAGAGAAAGAAACAGAAAGAUAAGACUGUACCGGAUUAUGUACCGAAAGCAAUGGACUUUGCUAGCGUAACGAUGAAUCGUGAAAUGCAGGAAUUAUCUGAAGCUUUGGCUCGAAAUGCACACGAAGUGUGGGGAAAACAGAUGAGGAAUCGUCUGGCUGCAAUCGGUGGCGGUCUUCAUUCUCGUCUUGUUUCAUACGAUUUAUUAACGGAUAAGGAAAAACAGAAAGAUCGGAAAUUCUAUCAAGAUCUUGUCAAAUAUCUUAACAUAUUUGGCUAUCGAGUUGUCAAAAAAACAUCGGAUGAUGAAGCAGCAAAUAACGCCAUUGCCGGACUUGUUUCAUCAACAUCAUCUCUAACGGCAAUAAGUGCAUCUCCAACGACGGAAAAACGCUUUGCUUACAGUUUAUUGGAAAAACUACUUGAAUAUGUUGAACGUGCGUCUUCAACAAUGCAAAACUAUAAAGAGAGUUCCAAGUUCUCUCUACAUGAAAGUUAUCGUUUAUCUACAAAGGACGUGAAAUUUUUCGGCAAAGUCGUGUUACCACUUGUUGAAAAAUACUUUCAAGCACAUCGAGAUUAUUUUAUUACUGCACCAUCAUUGAAAACUGGUGGUAGUUAUGCGACAGUGAAAGAAAAAGAAAUGAGUUGCAGUCUUUUCUGUAAAUUGGCAUUUCUACUUCGACAAAAAUUUAGCGCUUUCGGAAACGAAGUGAAUAUAUCAGUUCGCUGCUUGAAAGUACUCGUACGUGCUAUUGAUGUCAGCUCGGUGAUGAAAAAUAGUCAAGAAAUGGUUCGAGCGUCAUUGUUACCGUUAUUUAAUAAUAUUGCAGAAGAUCUCAAUCAAACUGUACAAAACCUUGAACAAAAGCGCUUCAGCCAUAUCAAAGGCACAUUACAACGUGGAACAACAAGUUUGGCUUAUGUUCAUAUGGUUCUUUUACCGGUGCUUGCAUCAAUGUUAGAUCAUUUGGGAAAGAACAACUAUGGUGUCGAUGUAUUCGAAAAUGAAAUUCAGUUAGCUGGUUAUAAAAUUCUAAAUGCGUUGUGGAUUAUCGGUACUCAAGGAACGACAUUUGUUGACCGCGAAUGGAUCAUUGAAGAAUUAAAUCGUCAUCGACCACUACUCGGUGACUGUCUCAGUUCAUUUGCAUCAUGCUUUCCUAUCGCCUUCUUCGAACCUGAAUUCAAUGGAAAUAAUAAACAUGCAUCAAAUAUCUCGCAAUUAUCACCUGAAGCUAAUGAUGUUAUGACAAAUGUUGCUAGAACAGUGCCACAUUUGACGAAAGUGAUCUCGGAUAUUGAAGAACAUUCGGAGGCACGAAUUAAAUACGAAGAUGUACCUCAUGUAGUCGAAGUUAUUCUUCCAUGUGUUUGCUCAUAUUUACCAUACUGGUGGUCAGUUGGACCACAACGAACGAAACAAUCAAAUGAACUCAAAGUAACGAAUGUAACUGUGGAACACAUGAAUUCAGUCUUGGGAAGUGUAUUGAAAUUGAUAAAUAACAAUAUCGACGCACCUGAAGCACCAUGGAUGAAACGAAUUGCCGGCUAUACUCAAGGAAUAAUUCUUAAUUCAUCAACAAGUUUAUUAGAACCAUACUUUUUACCCGUUUCACAACGCCUGAAAGCGAAAUGUGAAGAUUUAUACGCACAAGAACAAUCUCUGAAACAUGCAACACGUUUAGAAUCAUCUGAACGUGAAGAUCUCGAAGCCAAUCUAAUGAAAAAUUACGAAAUUCUCGUUCGUGAUCUUUAUGCUUUCGGACCGUUGUUAAUCAAGUAUGUCGAUAUGCAUCGAUCUUAUUGGUUAAAAAAUGGUGAUCUAUGUGCUGAUCAAUUGUAUAAUAAUAUGGCUGAAGUAUUUUCAACAUGGUGCAAAUCAAAAUACUUUAAACGAGAAGAACUAAAUUUUGUUAGUCAACAUGAAAUUGAUAAUACAAGUAUGUUAAUGCCAAGUGGAACAAACCAAUCAAACGCUGCGGGAGCAAAUUCGUCGGAUGGUUCAGCAAUGAAGAGUGCAAAUGAGGUGUCAAACGGAAGUGCAGUGGGAGGAAAACUCAAACGAAAGAAACGUCGAUUAGAUAAAGAAAAAUUUACCUCGCUAAGUGUUGCUUGUAUAAAACGAUUGUUGCCUAUUGGAAUGAAUAUGUUUGGUGGACGAGAACAAGAACUUGUUCAAUUAGCUAAACAUAAGAUGAUCGACACGAAGAGUGCGCACGAUGAAAAAAUUGAAAAUCCAACUGAAGAACAAAUGAUUUUGGAUUUAACGAGUGAUCAAGAAGAAACCAUCGAAGAAUUCCUUCGUGAUAUCUUUUUUGCUCAAGAACAGGGCGAAGUUGUCAAUAGAAAUAAUUGGCAAAGUGCGUUAUAUCGAAAGAUCGGUUCGAAAUCUCAUCAAACUGGUAUUGUCCAUUCACAAGCAACCUCGAUAAAAAAUAUGUUAAAAAUGGCGAAAGUUUUGUUUGGUUUAAAUCUUGUCGAUCAUCCUCCAACACAUAAUCGAGGAACAUGGAGAAAAUUAGUUUCAUCUCAACGAAAGAAAGCUAUCAUGGCUUGUUUUCGUAUGGCACCAUUACAUUCGGUUCCACGACAUCGGGCAAUGAAUAUGUUUCUGCGUGCUUAUCGAGAAUUAUGGCUUGAAGCAGAAGAAGAUAUUCGUGCACGUUUGAUCGAACAACUUUGUGAAGAAUAUCAGGAAAUCAAUGAUCAAGAAGUGACAACCAUUAAAGAAGAAAAUGAAACGGAAACGGAAACGUUAACGUUAACCAUGACCAUCAAACCGGAUCCAUUGAGACAGUUAUUGCAAUGUCUAAAUCGAGCGGCAACAACUGCUCAAGUGUUUUCAAUAACUGAAGAUAUUGUUUAUCUAUCAUAUUCGACUAUAAUGAGCAAGAGCUGUGUGAUCGAAGAAGACGAUGAUGAUGGUGGAGCAGAAGAAGUCAAAUCAUUUCAGGAACAAGAAAUGGAAAAGCAAAAGUUACUCUAUGAGCAAAAUCGACUGGCUAAUCGAGGCGCUGCUGAAACUGUGCUACUCUAUAUCAGUGCAAGCAAAGGUGAAAAUAACGAAAUGCUCCAACGAACGUUACAACUCGGUAUAUCAUUAUUACAUGGUGGUAAUCGUGAAGUUCAAAAACGAAUGUUGGACUAUCUAAAAGAGACAAAAGAUGUGGGAUGUUUUACUUCACUAGCAACUUUAAUGGCUAAUUGUAGUGUAUUAGAUCUCGAUACAUUCGAACGUUGUAUCAAAGCUGAAGUAUUGGGUGUUGGUGCUGAAGGAAUGGCGGGUGAAAAGAACUUGCAUGAUGCGGAUUUUACCAUAUCACUCUUUCGUUUCUGCCAAUUAUUAUGUGAAGGACAUAAUCUUGAAUUUCAAAAUUAUCUCCGUUCGCAACCUGGAAGCAAUACCAAUGUGAAUAUUAUCAUUUGCACUGUAGAUUACCUUCUGAGUUUACAAGAAUCGUUGAUGGAUUUCUAUUGGCAUUACUCUGGCAAGGAAACAGUCGAUGCACACGGAAAGGAAAAUUUCUGUCGUGCAAUCAAUGUUGCUAAACAGGUGUUCAAUACACUAACUGAAUAUAUUCAGGGUCCAUGUCCACAAAAUCAAUUGGCGUUGGCAAACAGUCGUCUGUGGGAUGCUAUUUCAGGUUUUCUUUACAUUUUUGCUCAUAUGCAACGCAAAUUAUCUCAAGAUCCGAUGCAAAUCGAACUUCUGCGGGAACUGAUGAAAUUGCAAAAGGAUAUGAUCAUUAUGUUAUUGUCAAUGCUUGAAGGCAAUGUUCUCAACGGUCCAAUUGGUAAACAGAUGGUUGAUACAUUGAUUGAAUCUCAAUCGAAUGUUGAACUAUUACUGCAAUUUUUUGAUAUUUUCCUCAAAAUGAAAGGUUUAACAACAUCCGAAGCGUUUCAAGAAUUCGAUACGAACAAAGAUGGAUUCAUUUCACCGAAAGAAUUUCGUCGAGCCAUGGAAGCGCAAAAAAUGUACACAACUCAAGAUAUUGAUUACAUCUUGAUGUGUGUCGAUACAAAUCAGGAUGGAAAAAUUGAUUUCAUGGAAUUCACCGAACGUUUUCAUAAUCCCGCGAAAGAUAUUGGUUUUAACAUGGCAGUUCUACUGACCAAUCUGUCUGAACAUAUGCCACAUGAUAUACGUUUACAACGUUUAAUGGAUAAAGCGAAAAGUUUUCUCUCGUACUUUCAAGAAUAUCUUGGUCGAAUUGAAAUCAAAGGUGGAGCUGGUUAUAUCGAACGUGUUUAUUUUGAAAUCACCGAAUCUAAUAUUGAACAGUGGAAUAAACCACAUAUUAAAGAAUCGAAGAAAGCAUUUUUGCAUCUGGUGGUGAAUGAAACCGAUGAUAAAGAGAAAUUAGAACAGUUUAUCAACUUCUGUGAAGACACGAUUUUUGAAAUGCAACACGCAGUUGCACUCAGUGGGGAAGAAGAUGAUCAAGUUACUCAAACAGCGACAUUCUCCGAUGAGGAAAUUGGUAAUAAUCAUCCAACUACAAAAGAACCUGUUAAACUCGCUUUAUCAUACACAUGGACUGCAAUCAAAGGUAUCUUUCAUCUACUUCGUCCAUCAACAAUACGAAAUGGCUAUCAACAAUUUCGUCAAAUGACUUUGAAAGAUAUGAUCAAAAGUCUCUUUGCAUUGUUUGUCAAAUUUCUUCAUUUACUAUUAAUCAUCUUCGUUUACGCAAUAAGAACAUUGACAUAUUGUGUAUGGAAUUUAAUGGUUGGAGAAGAUCAACCGGAAGUGAAACAAGAACGAGUCGCUUUGCCACCACCAGUGAAACGGCGAGAUCUACAUAUGCCUUCGGUGAACAUCUCACAGAUUGGAUUUGAUACCAGUGAAGAAUCAUCGACCGUCAAUGCUUUUGGUUUUGGUCUUGGUCUUAGUUCUGAUCCAUCACCGAAACACAAACUCACUUUGAACGAAGAUUCGGUCAACACACUCAAUUUUGAUAGCGUUCAAACCUACGAUGUCGACCAAAAAUCUCUUUAUGUCAAUAAUAUGGACUCAACAAAUGGACAAUCAAUGCCAACAUCAGUCAGUACCACUGCACACAUUACUCCGUUAACACAACAUACACAGCAUCAACAUACAAUAACAGCUUCUGUACCACAUCAACCACAAUUGACAACAACUAUUCAAAUGUCGCCAAAUAUGAUUGAGAAAUCGAAACAAGCACUUGAAGUUAAUAUUCAAGCUGAAUAUCAACAAAAAAUUGCGAUGAAUAGUGGAAAUGGUCUGCCAGUCGAGGAUGAUGAUUUUAUUCCACCCGAACCACCUCCGCGAACCGAUUACGGAAAGAAAAUAUUGGCGCUCGUAGCACGAAAUUAUCAUCAGUUGAAAUUUAUGGCUUUGUGUCUCGCGUUUGUUAUCAAUUUUCUGAUGCUCUUCUACAAAGCUAUGCCAAUGGCGGCUGCAGCUAGUGAACCCAUCGCUUCUGACGCUAUCGAACGAAUUGAUGAAGAUGAUGAUGAAGUUAUUAUGAUGGAUCCAAAGAAUUUCUAUAUGGUUUAUCUCUUACGAAUAAGUGCAUUUCUACAUUCAUGUAUAGCAUUCUUGAUGAUGAUUAGUUACUAUAAACUGAAAGUGCCGUUGGUAAUAUUCAAACGUGAGAAGGAAAUUGCUCGUAAGCUAGAAUUUGAAGGCGCUUGGUUAAUCGAUCAGCCAAGUGAAAAUAAUUCGUGGAUAUUAGCUUAUCUAUCACGUGAAUGGCAUAAAUUAGUGAUCAGUUCGAAAUCAUUUCCUGAUUCAUACUGGGAUAAAUUUGUGAAGAAGAAAGUUCGGAAUAAAUAUUCGGAUCAAUUUGAUUAUGAUGAAUUGAGUCGGUUUCUCGGCAUGGAGAAGAAUGAUACACCGGGAAAAUUCGAAAUUGUUAAGCCAGUCGAAACGGGCUUAUGGGGAAAAAUUCAAUCGAUUGAUAUACGAUAUCAAGUUUGGAAAUGGGGUGUUAUUUUUACGGAUAAUUCAUUUCUUUAUGUAUUCUUCUACUUCAUUUUUUCUGUUAUUGGCAAUUUUUCAUAUUUCGUCUUUGCAAUUCACUUACUCGAUGUCGCAAUUAGUGUUAAAGCACUAAGCACAAUCUUGAAAUCAAUUACGCACAACGGUCGACAGUUGCUUUUAACAAUUAUGUUAAUGGCUGUGCUUGUUUAUCUUUAUACAGUUGUAGCAUUUAAUUUCUUUCGUAAAUUCUACACGAAGGAAGAAGAUGAAGAAAAAGAAGAAAAUUGUAAAGAUAUGUUCACUUGUUUCAAGUUUCAUUUAUAUUCGGGUAUACGAGCUGGUGGUGGUAUUGGUGAUGAAUUAGAAUCACCAAAUGGCGAUCCACUUGAAUUAUAUCGAAUUGUUUUUGAUAUAACAUUCUUCUUUUUUAUCAUCGUUAUUCUUCUUGCUAUUAUUCAAGGUUUGAUUAUUGAUGCAUUUGGUGAUCUUCGAGAACAACUUGAUUCAGUGAAAGAAACACUUGAAUCUAAAUGUUUCAUUUGUGGAAUUGGGCAAGAAUAUUUCGAUAAAGAACCGCAUGGAUUUGAAACGCAUACAACGGCUGAACAUAACUUUGCAAAUUAUAUGUUCUUUCUAACGCAUCUUUUGAAUAAGCCAGACACAGAACAUACUGGACAGGAAAGUUAUGUUUGGGAAAUGUACCAAAGUCGCAAAUGGGACUUUUUCCCUAUUGGUGAUUGUUUUCGACGCCAAUAUGAACCGGGAGGCGGGGGAGCAACAUCAACAGAAAGUUAA
Messenger RNA from Adineta ricciae, 15678 nucleotides. NCBI's taxonomy places the organism in Eukaryota, Metazoa, Rotifera, Eurotatoria, Adinetida, Adinetidae. The record is from the annotation of a GenBank genome assembly.